AUGGAUACUCUUGUGGUAAUGAGAAAACCUUUAAGAAAUAAAUCAACAUUGACGACGAAGUCGAGGCUAUCUUACAGGUCAAAUAGUUUUGCUUCAGAUUCUCAAAACUUACCACCCGCCCCAGGUGUAGCGACUGGCGGGAUCCAAGGUUCCCAAAAUCCUAAGAUAUGUUUCGUAAAACUAUAUAAUGAAUGCUUACGCCACGCCAGCCAUCAACCAUAUAACCAAUUCUCGUGCUCACCAAGUCACAUGAAAAAACAUUGCAAUACUCCGACGAAGCAGAUUUCGAACGAGUCCAUGUUCACUUGCUACAAAGAAAGCGCGUGCGGCUUACGAACCCUGCAAGAUUACAACAAUGUUCAAAUAAGCGCACCCAUCCGAACGCCUCAAGUUGAUUUGAUGCUUGAAGUAGACUACAAUACAAACUUUUACAGAUAA
Messenger RNA from Arctia plantaginis, 438 nucleotides. The record is from the annotation of a GenBank genome assembly. Lineage: Eukaryota; Metazoa; Arthropoda; Insecta; Lepidoptera; Erebidae.